Molecule: messenger RNA, 3740 nt
Organism: Pogona vitticeps (central bearded dragon)
Lineage: Eukaryota; Metazoa; Chordata; Lepidosauria; Squamata; Agamidae
Gene: MPHOSPH8
Product: M-phase phosphoprotein 8
Cellular component (GO): heterochromatin; nucleus
Molecular function (GO): chromatin binding
Source: RefSeq, a predicted model, not a curated record
GCCUGCGCUGCUCUUCUAGCUAUCCAUUAGGUCCUUCCCCUGGCGUUACCCGAGUCGGGCAGGAGGCGGGGGGGGGGAGGAGGAAAGGAGCGGCUGUGACGCAGCGACUCUUUCGUGGUGCUGUUUGAAAAAUUGGCCCAAACAUGGCGGCGGCUGUGAGCGGGUCUGAGGAGGAAGAGGCAGCGGCUGGAAGCAACGAGCACCCAAAGAGCGGUGAGGCGGGAGGAGGAGGGCCGGUGGCAGGAGCCGCCGGCGACAGUGAGGACGAGGAGGAUGUGUAUGAGGUGGAGAAAAUCUUGGACGUGAAAACCGAAGAUGGUAAAAUACUCUACAAAGUACGAUGGAAAGGCUAUCCACCAGAUGACGACACAUGGGAACCUGAAGAACAUUUGGAAGACUGUAGAGAAGUACUUCUUGAGUUCCAAAACAAAAUAGUGGAGGCUAAGCCUAAGCCAACUAAAAAAGAGAUACAGAAACUGCCUUUAAAUGAUGAUCUUUUUGAAGCAGAUUCUGAAGCAGACAGUGAUUGGCAAAGUGAUACAAAAGGAGAUGUUUCUCCAAAGAAGAAAAAGAAAAAAUCUAAAGAAAAGGAGGACAAAAGCCACAAUGAGAUGCAAAAGAAAAAGUCUAAAUCAGCAAAAGGUAAAGAGAGACCUGGACUAGAAUGUGAAAAUUCUUCUGAUAGUUUGGCUUCAGAUUCAAAACCAAAAAAAAGGACUUCAGAGUUAAAGGAAAGUACAAAAGAUUUCAAAAAACAGAGGAGAGAAGAUAUAAAAGAUACAAAUAAAAAAAAGGGAGAAGUCAAAGAUGGGAAGAAAAAACUGAAAGAGGAGUCUAAAGAAAGUAAACAUUUGCAAAAGGGAAAAUACAGUUCUCUUCAGUUGGAUGAUGAAUCCAGCAUGCCGGAUGAUUUUUUUCCUCAGGCUGCUGAUAUUGAAGAUCUGGACUCUGACAACAGUGAGGAUAAACGUAAGACAUGUCAUGGAAAAGAGCCAUUAGAAAAAGAAAGAAUGUCCUGGAUUUCAGUUGAGCAGCCAGACAGUUCAUCAAACACAGAUGAUAGUUCAGAAAUUAAAGUUAAGAGAAAAAAGAAGAAACACAAAAAGGGCGAAAAUCUUGAGGACAGUAGGAAAGUGGACAGGUAUUCUGAGAAGAAGAGUGCACACAAGAAGCAGAAGAUUCAAGAGAAAGCAAAAGUUGUUGCUGAGUUAGACAGCAAGAGACCCAUGACACCCACUCCAGUGCAGAAAAGUCCAAAACUGUUCCUUGAUGACCGAGGACGCAAGUCCAUUGAUUCAGUAGGGGAGUUAAGUGGUAAUAUAAAACUGAAGAGCAAAGACACUAAAGUGGGUCAGUCCUCUGCCAGGGAUGUGCCUCAGAAGUCAACAGUGGCUGAAAACAAAGAAAAAAAAUUGAAUUGGAGAGACGAUGAAGAGAGAUUUAAAGACAGGUCUUCAGAGCAUUCUGUGGGGGAGAGUCUGUUUGAAAAAUUUACUCUGGAUCCUGAAACCAAUAAAGGAGGAAGCACCAUCAGCAAGAAGAAUUUGUCUAAAAGCACUCUUAAUAUUGACUCAAAGGAAAGAGGGACAUUAAUUAAGGAAAAGGAAAUAAAAAAAAGCGAAACAAAGGAGAAACUUCUGAAAAGGCCUGAUUCCGACAAGGAAGAAAAGGGCAGAAAAGAGCAAAGGAAUUUCAAAAAUGUGAAAGAGAUCAAGAAUGCAUUUGAUGUGCUCAGCAUUUCUGCCGAAGAAAAAAGUGAAUACUUGGAUAAAAGAGAGGAAUCAGCACAUGAUUACAGAUCUGCAGAUGAAUUCAGAUCAAAAGACAAACAUAUGUAUGGCAGGAGCGCAAGAGACGAGACAGAUACUUGGGCUUAUAUUGCUGCAGAAGGUGAUCAUGAUGUGAUUGAGGACAUUUCUGAUGCAAAGCAACAAACUCUGAAUUUGGGCAUGGACAUGCAGUUAGAAUGGCUGUCACUGGAGGACUUCCAGAAACAUCUCGAUGGAGGAGAUGAGAAUCACUUGUCAGCUGAACCAGUAUCAUCCACUCAGCUGCGGGACGCUGUUAAAAACGGACACUAUGCUACAGUGAAGAUGGCACUUAAUUCAAAUGAAGAGUAUAAUCUUGACCAAGAGGAUUCUAGUGGGAUGACUCUUGUGAUGCUCGCUGCUGCAGGGGGUCAUGAUGAUAUCCUUCGACUUCUCAUCAGGAAAGGGGCUAGAGUUAAUUGCAGACAAAAAAAUGGAACGACUGCCUUGAUACAUGCAGCUGAAAAGAAUAAUCUGACUACUGUAGCCAUCCUUCUGGAAGCUGGGGCAUGUAUCAAUGUACAGCAAAAUAGUGGCGAAACAGCUUUAAUGAAGGCUUGUAAGAGAGGAAAUUAUGAUAUUGUCCGUCUUAUGAUUGAAAGUGGAGCAGACUGCAACAUCUCAUCAAAACAUCAAAGCAAUGCCCUCCAUUUUGCCAAACAGUGUAAUAACUUACUAGUUUAUGAACUCCUCAGCAAUCACUUGGCUACACUCUCACGAGUGGCAGAAGAGACCAUCAGGGAAUACUUUGAAGCUCGUCUUACUUUGAUGGAACCUGUAUUUGAUAUUGCGUGUCAUCGGCUUUGUGAGGGACCAGAUUAUUCUUCAGAAUUCAACUAUAAACCGUCACAGAAUGUGCCUGAAGGAUCUGGAAUUCUUCUGUUCAUUUUCCAUGCAAACUUCUUUGGAAAGGAUGUUGUUGCUCGACUUUGUGGACCAUGCAGCGUGCAAGCUGUGGUUUUAAACGACAAAUUCCAGCUGCCUGUAUUCUUGGACAGUCACUUUAUUUAUUCCUUCAGUCCUGUUCAAGGCCUUAACAAAUUCUUCAUACGGUUGGCAGAUGUUCCUGAGGCCAAGGUAAAGCUACUGAUAGGUGCAUACAGAGUGCAGUUGACUUCAUGAUCUGAACAUUAUUGACACAUUUUAUUUGAGUAUUUGUUUCCUUUUUCUUACCAAGCAGUUUGGAACUCCCAGUGUAUUCAGUACUCUACUAAUGCUUCAACCUUACUUUCUUCACUUGGACUCUAUUUACAUGUCAUGCUAACUAGCAGAUGGGCUGCUUAAGAAAUUGAACAAGAUUGUUUCCUUUUGUAUAGAUAUAGCUGUGUUUGUGCCAAUGACUGUAAUUCAGUUUCAAAGUUGUGAAGUCCAGACUGCAUAUCUCAGCAUUUCCACAAUGUGGAAUAGUACAAAUACAUGGUACAAAUAUCUACAAAUGAUUUUUAAACUCACACUCUCGAUUCUUUGUAAAGACUAAAAUUUUGUUGUAACUUCAUUGUUUAUAUUUAUGCUGUCUUUUUUAAAUAAGCAGAACUACAUUUGUUACUAUUGUUACACAGGAAUGUAAGUGGUAUUUCUGCUUAAUAAAUGACUGGUGUAACUAAGACGUUUGGGCGUCAGUUUAAUAUACGGAGGGUGGUUAAAGUAGAAAAUAUGAACAAAACUUUGAUUUGGUAUCAUUGUAAAAGUCCAGUUUUCUUCAAGGAUUUAACAAGGAGAUAAUAUUACAUACAAGUUUGGGUUUAUUUUUAAGGGAGAACAUAUUUAUAGAUUUGUUCUAAUCUCCUACAACUGUACAGUGACCCAAAGGAAUAAUCUGUUGGCCUAAUUAAAUGGCCCAUUUUUAUUUGGCCAACAAUAUUGUAUGUAAAGCAUAUAUAUAAAUCAAUUUCUUGUGUGAAAUAUUAAAGAUCAUUAGACAAGUUUCAUUCA